Linderina pennispora is the source of this 3810-nucleotide messenger RNA. RefSeq lists its product as uncharacterized. The transcript has 21 exons. Gene Ontology annotation, biological process: protein deubiquitination; double-strand break repair via homologous recombination. Gene Ontology annotation, molecular function: ubiquitin binding. Bases 44 to 3790 code for a protein of 1248 amino acids. Lineage: Eukaryota; Fungi; Kickxellomycota; Kickxellomycetes; Kickxellales; Kickxellaceae. The record is from RefSeq and is a predicted model, not a curated record.
CUGCGCCUUUUAUAUUUAAAUACCUUUAAACGAAUUUCCCGCCAUGGCUAUGCCCUUUGUGCCUCCCCUGAAUUACACUCGGGUGAAGGAUAAUCGGCCACACCGGUUCGCAUACGAUUUCGGGUCGGUAGACCCAGGAAUGUUUGCCCCUGCGCCCGACCACAACCGGCCCAAGCGGGCUCCACGCCGCACAGUCUCAUAUACAAUACCGCUGCCAGACGACCCGACAACUUCUGUGCAAUCAGAUGACCUGUACGGGCAUGUGCUCGGUCGGGAAACUGGCGGCGUGCUGUUCUCUGGCGGCCGCGACGGCGUGGUGAAAGCAUGGUCACUGGACUUCCCCCUGCGCGAAACGCCUGCUGCCAAUGGCCUGUCAUCAUGGUCAAUAGACAGGCACAGGUUGAAGCACGCUGCAAAACCAAGGUCGUCGCUAAAGACAUCCCGAAUCCUGCACUCGGACUGGAUUAACGAUUUGGUCGUGGCCAACAACGGGAACACCAUCACCACGAUUGGUUCCCAUCUGGAUUACCGCCAGAUGAUCAAGCUCUGGGACCUGUCGAUGGCUGGCAGCGGUCCCGUGUACCCUGUCAGCGAAUUUGGCGAUGCCUCUGAAUCCUCAAGUGUCUAUACUCUGGCGUGCAAUGCCGCCGGCUCCCUGGUCCCGGUUCGCGUGUGGGAUACGCGCAUGGGCAAGCAGGUGACGAUGCUGUCGGGCCACACCGACCACAUCCACUCGGAACUCGUGCUUUCGGGAUCAUCGGACACCACAGUGAAGCUAUGGAGUAUGCGCAUGCGUCGGUGCCUGUCGACGUUCUCGCAGCACAACGACUCGACAUUCUACUCUGCGAGCCGCGAUGGUCUGGUUGCCAAAACUCACCACCAGAGUUUAUCAGCAGCGCCACAGUCGCCUGGGUAUGCAAACUCGGGCGUCGUCUGUGUGGCCGUAGCGAAGGAGCCGCAAGGUGUGGUGAAGCUGGUUGCUGCCGAUGACUCGCUCAACCGCUGGCGCGACGUCACCGUGCCCCGUGGCGCCCUUGCGCCAAUCGCGCGUGCGAACGGCGAGUCGGGCUCCGAACGGUCGGUCAUCGGCACCUGGCAGGCGUUCACACUGCAUCCCAACCACCAUGGGCGGCACCGGCGCACACAUACAGCAGACCCACAGGGCAAUGCAGAGUCUCGAGGCCAAGCAGCCGUGUCGCCAGUACUCAAGGCUAUCCAUGCAGAAUGGGUCAAGCGCGGUGACCAGUACUACGACGCGAAUUCUCAUGGCAGCGAGUCCCGCUCGCAGUCCAUGGGCACCAUGCAGCAUCCAACAUCAAUCACUUCAGUUCUAGCCUCGCACUCGGCCACACCCAUGGCCAUCCCGGGCCGCUCCAAGGCCGAAAGUCGGCGCAAGGACACCGCCAGGCAGAACGAGUACGAGAUGCUGUCAGUGCCCGAGUCGCCGUUGCCAGACUCGUCGUUUAUGAAAGCUGAGGUGCAUAAGGCUGUCGGCUCUCCCAGACAACUGCCGCAGGUGGCAGCCGAAGCUGUGCCACACGGCUUGCACCGGCACAAGAUUCUAGACAACAAGCGCCAGGUUUUGGCGCAGGACACGCGUGGCCGUGUAUCGCUCUGGGACUUGCUUCUGUGCUGUCGUAUCUACGAGUUCCCCGAGACCGAGGAGCAGGCCAAGGCGAGCCACAUGUUCCCUGGUAUCUGUGGUCGCGACUUUGAGUCAAUUCAGAUGGCCAUCUCGACCGAGCCCGAGUCAGUUAAUACCUGGUGCCAUGUCGACACCAAAAUUGGUGCUCUGACUGUGCGCCUUGACGAGAGCCGCGUAUGGAACGCCGAAGUUCACGUAGACGAGGUAGAUGGUGUUACCGACGACACACUCCGGGCUAUGGGGGACCAUGAGCGCGUCAAUAUCGGAAAUUGGAUGCUGAAGCGCUUGUUCUUGCCAUACGUCCGCAGCCGUAGCAAGCGCGGUCCGUUGUCACGCCAUGAUGCCACGCUGCUCAACAGAUGGGUCACCCAGGUGCCAACCGGCGCUGUGGUGUCAGCUGUGCAGAAUGAGCCACCCAGAAGCGCACCUCCUGAGCCAGUUAGCUUGCAGGCAGCAAAGGCGCCGGGGUCGAUGAGCCCGCAGCUGUCUCAGAUGGCAACCCUGGCGUCGGUGGAUGAGGAGCUGGAGCACCAGCAGAUGCUGAAGAGCCGGCCAAAAGCGUCAAUUGCGUCACAGUUGCUAGCAACCACCAAACAGAUUGGUAUCCAGAGCGCCCAAAACGACAGUUUGCUGGUUGUGCCAAACAAAGUGCCAUUGGCGGGGCAGGCAAGCCGGCAGUCUGUUUCCUAUGAGGCUGAUGGUGAUGACGAAGACGACUGCACAGCGACAUUGGCUAAUGGUGGAUCGGCAAAAAGCGAUGGGGCAUGGAGCGCUGGCCAGCUGCCGAACGGACCAGCGGCAGGCAGAGCCAGGACCACGCCAAAGCUGUUCUCCCAGUCAACGUAUUUGGGAUCACCCGGCCACCAGCAUACACCGUCCAUCGAUACUGCUGCUGCUCCUAAUACUACAGGUUCUGCGACCCCAACAGCACCAGCUCAAGCCCAACAGCAACAACAGCAACAGCAAGCGAAGGCAGACGACUCCGAGUCCAAUGCGAGCAACGGGUCUUCUGGCAAGUUUAUGGAGCGACUCCGGUCGAUGCGAGUGCGGCGGCAAAAGAGCUCGCCGUCAUCCCACAGCGGCCAGGCCAACCCUACCAGUGCGAGCAACAGCCCAAGUGCAGCACCAGCAACAGUGGCAGCGCCUGCUUCCCAGCAACCAGCUCAGCCGGCCCCACCGUCCCCGCCGGCCCAGCAGCCCCCCCAGAUGCAUACUAACGGCAGCAGCCCAACGCAGCCCAAAGUGCGUGAGAAGGACGAGUUUGCAGAGUGGGCGGGGCCGCGGUACCCAACCGAGACCGAGCGCUCGCUGGCGCUCUUGCAGCAUCCGCCAGCACCCUGGGACCAGCUGUAUUCGCCAACCAUCUGCCCGCGCCUGCCUCUGCCGCACAACGUCGUGAUCCACUUGAGCCAGGAGCAUUUUGAGGCCUCGGAGCCCUACCCGAUCUACCGCAAUACCAUCGAGCUGAUGGCGCACCCCGAGCACAACGACACGUCCCUCUCGCUGUUCCGGCUCGCUGACGACCCGGUUCUGUCGCUCGAGCUGUGCAUGCCGGCAUGGCUGACAGACUUUUUGCUAUUCAACCGACUGCCAGCAGGCCAUCAGGAACCAGCAAAGCUGUCGUUUAUUCUGGCGCCGUCGCCAACCACUACGCUGGCACCGUUCCCGAACCCCAAUGCGCGACUCGUGGCAAACCGCAAUCUGCGAGCACGCAAACUGGCCAUGUAUGUGGUGGACAAGCUGGCGCUGCCGCUGAUGCAGCAACCAGCACCCAACUACAUCAACGCGGUUGAUUCGUGCGUGCGCGCAUACCAGGGCACAGGCACGCACGUGGACCCGCGCACGGCUGGCUCUGGCAACCCGUAUAUAGACCUGUUUGUUGCUGCAGGGGAGACCAUCAGCGAGGAUAUUAUGCGGAGGAAGAAGAUGCAGGAGCCUGUGGAGGCAGUUGAGGAAUACAUUGGGCGGCCCGAGAUGUACCUGGAUCUGGCGUGCAAGGGGAAGACGGUUGCGCCCAGAUUCACACUGGCGACCAUCAAGGCCCACCUGUGGAAGUCAAGCAACGAUAUCAUGGUGCACUACUCGUGGGCCGAGUUUGUCAAGAACCGGGUGGCCAAGGCGCAGAGUCUGCCGGCCGUAAAGUAAAAUAUGUUCUUUCGUACAGC